Molecule: messenger RNA, 1771 nt
Organism: Cyprinodon tularosa
Lineage: Eukaryota; Metazoa; Chordata; Actinopteri; Cyprinodontiformes; Cyprinodontidae
Gene: vdac3
Product: voltage-dependent anion channel 3
Exons: 11
Coding region: 119-1090 (323 amino acids)
Biological process (GO): monoatomic anion transmembrane transport
Cellular component (GO): mitochondrial outer membrane
Molecular function (GO): voltage-gated monoatomic anion channel activity
Source: RefSeq, a predicted model, not a curated record
CCCCGCCCUCAGAGGAAGGCCUCACUGCGCAUGCGCCAUAAGAGGCUGCGCUUUCUCCUUCACUCAGCUGCCCUGAGGAACGCUGCAAACUCUGCACACUCCGUUUGAAAUUACAGACAUGGAAGGAAAGGUGGGGAUUGUGGUUCAACAGGAGAGGACUGAAGCAAGCGUGAAAGCAGAAAACAAAGAUGUCUGUGUCUCAUGUUUGCACAACGCCCCCAAGGGUCACGGAACAAUGGCUGUUCCACCUUCAUACUCAGACUUGGGAAAAUCUGCCAAGGACAUCUUUGGCAAGGGAUUUGGAUAUGGAGUUCUGAAGCUCGAUGUCAAGACCAAGUCUCAGAGUGGUGUUAUGGAGUUUUCCACCUCAGGCUCCAACAACACAGACACAGGGAAGUCAGGAGGCCACCUGGAGACAAAGUAUAAGAUGUGUGAUCUGGGUCUCACUUUCAACCAGAAAUGGACCACAGACAACACUUUGACCACGGAAAUCACCAUGGAGGACCAGCUGGCUAAAGGGCUAAAGCUUGGAUUGGACACAUCUUUUGUGCCAAACACUGGCAAGAAGAGUGCCAAACUAAAGACCGGAUACAAGCGGGACUUCAUGAACCUGGGCUGUGACCUGGACUUCGACAUGGCUGGUCCCACCGUCCAUGCGGCCGCUGUGCUGGGCUUCGAAGGCUGGCUGGUGGGCUACCAGUUGGCCUUUGACACUGCCAAAUCUAAAUUGGCUAAAAACAACUUCGCCUUUGGAUACAAGGCCGGUGACUUCCAGCUGCACACCCACGUUAAUGAUGGCACAGAGUUUGGGGGCUCCAUUUACCAGAAGGUGAACAGCAACCUGGAGACAGCAGUGAACCUUGCAUGGACAGCAGGAAGCAACAACACACGCUUUGGAAUCGGAGCCAAAUACAAGCUGGAUAAGGAUGCCUCCCUGUCUGCAAAGGUCAGCAAUGCCUGCCUUGUUGGAGUUGGAUACACGCAAACCCUCAGGCCAGGAGUGAAACUCACUCUCUCUGCGCUGAUCGAUGGGAAGAGCGUGAACAGCGGUGGACACAAAGUCGGCAUGGGAUUCGAGCUGGAGGCGUAAAGACCUGCCAGAAAAUGGAGAGGAAAAAAACAAAAUACACAGCCCUCAAUGUGACGAAACUGCAGUGACCCACUAAGCAACAUGUGAAUACAUCCUCUCAGUCCAACACGCACACAUUCUUUGGCCUUAACCUUCAAACCCAAGUAGCCUCCAAGACCUCCAGUACUGUAACUGUCACCCAAUCAUAACUUAUUUUUACAUUUUAAAAUAUGUUCAACUUUAAAUCUAAACCUAAGAGCAUACAGCACAAACACAGUUUUAACAGAUUAAAGUGCACUUUUAACCAGAGCAAGUUCUGAGGCGCAGUUUUUAAUUUAACUGUCUGUUUUAGUUCAGUUAUGCUCAGUUGUAUCAUGUUAGGAUAUUUAUAGGCUGCUUGUUUUGGAGUGUUUUGGUUUUUUUGCAUGAUAUCCAGGCUAUUGAUAAAGUGUGUGAAAAUCAAUUGCAAUAUAGAUCGGAGAGAGUUUGGUGGGAAAAAAAAAAUGAAAUAUAGUUUUGUUUUUUCCAGGCCCCAUUUGGUUUAAAUAGGGGUUGAAUGCAGUUUGAAUCUCAGUGUCAACAUCAUGUUUCAGCCUUGGUCACGUUUCACAACUAUGCUGUGGAAAUAUAAGAACUAUUGUCUACUCUUUGGACCUCUAACUAAUUUUAUUGAAUAAAUGAAAUAAAGACUGUCAAACAACA